GUUUCAGUCGCGCUCUGAUGAAAAUUGUACUCAUUAUCAAUAAUUCAUCACUUAUGGAUCUUCAAAUAUAACACAAGGCACGGAAAUUGCACGUCCCAUGUACAUACCUCCUACCUAUCUUGGUUGAGGUUCUUCACUCCAAGGAAAGGUGAACUAACUUUUCUUUACUAAUACUGCUUUGUAUUUUGCAUGCUAGCACCUUGUACAUCGCAGGAACCUUUUAGCACACCUAAUAAUCCACUUCCCCUAUCCAGAAGCAAGCCUAAAGCUCCGCCAGUACCAUAUUCCAGGAUAAACAUUCCAGAAACCAUUGAAUGUAUUGAAAGCAUCGAAGAAAGUACACCCGUCAAGAGACUGAGUGCUAAGGUACAAAUUAGCAAAAUUGAUAACGAUAGUAUUGUCGACGAUGUAAUAAAAGAAGUGAUCAGUUUUGAAACAAAUGAAAGCGAUUCCAAUAACAAUACAAUCGGUGGAGCACCAGCAGAUAUAGGCAAAUUAGUCUUGUCUGUUGAGGAGGAGAAACCAAGAAUGUCUGAAGAAAAUCAUACAGAGCAAAACGAAGAAAAAGCUUUGAAGCCACAUGCACCAACCUGUGAAGAAGGAGAAAGAGAAAAACUUCCAACUGUUGAUCUUGAACCACCUCCGAAAGAAGAACUAUUCCAAAACAAUGCUAAAGAUGAAGAUUCAUCUGCCACACAAGAAAUUAAUUGUCCUGAUGAUGGUACUCCUGGUGACCAGAAGUCAAGUCUCUUCCUGGAGUCCACUGAUGAUAAUAAAAAACCCCCAGAAAUAGUCGCGGUGAUACCCAAAACUCCCAAAGAAUCAAACAAGUUUGAUACUUUUGGUAAAAGACGCUUCCAAACAUUGUCUUCACUCAUAAACUCCGUGAACGAAUCAAAAUCUAAAAGCGGAAGUGUUUCCUCUACUAGUACCUCCAUUGCCUCAGCGCUGGAAAACUUCAACUUCAUCGACGACUUUUCCGAUCUGGAUGAGAAUGUUUUUUCAGGAUCGGUUUCUUCCAAAAAAAAGUUUUCCUUGAAAGAAGAAGUUUACAAUCAAUUGUUUGGUAUGCACAACUAUGAGGACGUCAAGUUGGGAAAGAACCAAUCGAUAAGCAGCUUGAGAAGUCUACGGAGUUUGUAUGGUUUCGCCAAUGAAAGCGGCAUGAAAAAGUGGAAGAACACCGAGGAUUUAGAUGAGGCUUCUUUGAGUUCUUUAGGACGUAACAGUGGUAGAUGGGUGGCUGGUGAAUUCUCUGAAUCAGAAUCUCUCACUUCUCAUCAGGCGUUAGAUAGCCUGCCAUCUAUAACGUCUUCCACAAGCAACAUUAUACAAGACGGCAACGAAAAUGAAAACAAACCUUUCGGCUCAACAGAUAGUGGUAUAGCACCCGAAAUCCUUGAAAAGGACCCUGAUGACCCCAGACCAAUAACACCACCUCCACCACCUGCGUUUCUUGAUGAUCCCGUAGUUCCUCCUUCAGAUAUAAUAGAAGAACAAGUACCACCUCCGAUAGUACCAGAAGUCGUUAAGGAAGUAGAAGAUAUAUUGGUAAAAAAACCUGUUCGACAAAGCUAUACAGCAUCAGGGGCAAAACACUCUGAAGAAGCAGAAAGACUGAUAGAAACUGCCCCAAGAAACGAAGAGAACGAUAAAGAUAAGGAAGUUGCUGACAUUGAUUGGCAGUAUCAACUUCCGUCCCCUCCAAGAGCUUUCAGAGACUCCAGUCCAGUAAAUUUUGCAGAUGGAGCCAUCUCUGAAUCUCACUCGGUUACAGACUUCAAGGAUUCUGUCGUGACUUCUCCCGAACUGUUUGAAAAGCUGAAGAACAUCGAAGACGUCCAGUCUGAUAAGAGCACGAUAACUAGUGACCUCACUAGUGUGAUUAGCGAAGAAGAUAGGACCCCUCUGAUGAACACAUUGUCAUUGGAGAACUUGAAGAGGAGGAAAUCUUUGGUAUAUAAUAGGGAGUUAGCUACUAGCCUGAAGAUGAGCGAUAUUGAAGAGAAACGCGACAGCUCCGAGACGUUUUCCAGUUCCCUAACGAAAUUCGAGAGUACAUAUAAGGAGAUUCAGAAUUCUAGUCAACGAAAACCGGUUGCUGAAUCAAAAUUUAUUCAGACGACCACCACUACUGCACAAACGCAUACCCUGCCUAAUUUCAAGAUUUCUACCUACGACCAACCUAAGCAGAAGAUAAAAGUGUUCGAGGACGAUACUGUCAGAAGUAAUACAGACGAAAUUGAUAGACGUCAGAAGAAAAAUACGAAUUUGAACAGGUCCUACGUUGGACAUUCCAUGGAGAAUAUAUCUGUCAGGAGAAACAGUAUUGAUGAACACUCAAGUUACUCGAAUGAAGAUAGGGAGUACACUUUUUUCAAAAAUGGGAAAACUGUAGGUAUAAAUCACGGCCCGUUUUCCAGCGUAUUCAGAUCGGAAAAAGAAAACUGGUCACCAUCUAAGCCAGUUCUCAGAUCAAAGUCUCAUUUGACUCUGGAUGCUUUCAAAUACAGGACAGAAAGGAGAGAUAGUGGCGAAGAGGAGAUUUCUAGGAGUAAUAGUUUCUAUGAUGUUUCUGGUCUCCAGAGCUUAGGGGUGAUGAGAAUGAUCCAAAACAAGCUCAACACUCCCACUACUUCCAUGGAGAACCUCAAUGUUCAAGAAAGACAACGAAAACCUUUCGUGAAGCUAGAAAUUAGAGAAGAACCCCCUAAGAAGUCACUACCAAAUGAAAAUAACAAGGAACAGCAGCAAAUCGAACAGACAAUUCCAGAAACUAUCCAAACUCCACAGGAAUCCAAAACCCCAGAGGAAACCACCAAGAACCUGACAGAAACUACGGAAAUCUUAAAAGGAACUCCUCAAAAACCUCCAGAGACCAUUGAAAAACCACCAGAAAAAACGUACAAGUACAGAGGUCCUCCAACAAUCAACAUGGGAACCUGGUCCGAGAGACCAAAGGUGCCAGUAAGUGUCAAGGAAGAUGCAGACUAUACUCUUGGAAAUGUUUCUUCGAAGCUCAUAGUCAAUACCACGAAUAACAAUAUAACAAGCAAUAACAGCAUCGAAAUCAAAAGUAAUAACCCAACAAACGACACAAACGCUUCGGAUAAUAGCGUCAGUAUCAAGGUAAACGGCACCGAACCUAUCAAGCAAGGUAAUGUAGUUAUUAAAAUUGGAGACCUCAACUCACAAGGUCCUAAGGCAAUCGACAGUCGCAGGUUCAUCAGCCACACGACAGCUACAGGCUACAGGAAACCGUUUUCUACCUCGGGGAAAAAUCAGAGGCCACACUCCGUUGCUUUUGACUCCGAUUUCGACAUUUCUAGGGUACCUGUGGUGAGGUCAGUUGAACUCAAGAAGCCUUUCAAAGAUUUAGGAAACACUUCAGUAACGCAGCUGAAUCGGGAUGAAUCAGUGUCUGGGUUGAGAAAUAAGUUUUCAAGCAUGUAUAGAAGUUCAGAAAAUUUAUCCAGUAAAACAUAUCUCAACCAAGCUAAUAACACUGAAGAAACCAAGCCUGCUUCAAGAGUUAUCAGUUUUAAACCCACCCCCGCUCCUGUUGUGAGAGGGUUCAAAACGAACAACGAAACCAAUUGGGCAAAUAGGCUGUCUUGGAACGUGCCCAAUAGCUUCAACACCUUACCCAGCAAACCAAGAGAUAGGGAAAGCUUCGCGACCAAUACCCAAGUGGGUUUUUCUCAGAAUAAUUUGCGAAAGACAGUGGAUUCCAAUAAAAUCUUUGAGAGAGAAUCCAACGCCUUAAAUGGAAGGCUGGAAAAUAAUUUCUCUGCUGAUAUUAUCAAAGCUCCUCCUCCUCCACCACAGAUGCAGAAAGUGGUGUUGAAAAAGUCAGUAGUUAAGCCUGUGGAGCCUGUGAUGGACCAAAGGGAUCAGCUGUUAUCGGCGAUUAGGAAUUUUGGGGGUAAAAAGGGGUUGAAGGCUGCGAAAGCUUGAGUAGCAAAUAUAUACAUUUUGUACAUAUUAACUAUACUCUUUAGUCAUGUGUUUGAAGCUCAAUGUUAUAGACUAAUUUUUGUAGCGUGUGUAAUUAUUUAUAUUGUAUUAUGCAGUGUAUUGUGUAAAUUUUAAUACUUCACCACCAGGAAUUGGUUUGUGCAUGUAUUUCCAUCUUGUUUUAUAAUUUGCAAGACUCGUAAUGUAUAGGGACCAAAGGUUUUGUGGAUUAUUUCUAUUUAUUUGUUAUAUACUCAUAUUCUAUUGUUUUCAAAUUAAUAAAUUAUUCAAUUACCAA
Leptinotarsa decemlineata (Colorado potato beetle) is the source of this 4255-nucleotide messenger RNA. RefSeq lists its product as uncharacterized. Gene Ontology annotation, molecular function: actin monomer binding. The record is from RefSeq and is a predicted model, not a curated record. NCBI's taxonomy places the organism in Eukaryota, Metazoa, Arthropoda, Insecta, Coleoptera, Chrysomelidae.